Messenger RNA from Carcharodon carcharias (great white shark), 2376 nucleotides. Its product is annotated as bromodomain testis-specific protein-like. NCBI's taxonomy places the organism in Eukaryota, Metazoa, Chordata, Chondrichthyes, Lamniformes, Lamnidae. Gene Ontology annotation, cellular component: chromatin; nucleus. The coding region runs from base 319 to 2295 and encodes 658 amino acids. The record is from RefSeq and is a predicted model, not a curated record. The transcript is spliced from 15 exons. Gene Ontology annotation, biological process: positive regulation of transcription elongation by RNA polymerase II; chromatin remodeling.
CCUCAGUCAAGAAUAACUUCAUUGUCAGCCACUCCACCCUCUCCUUUAAUACCAACUGGGCAGCCUGUUACAAAAGUAAAGAAAGGUGUUAAAAGGAAGGCAGACACUACUACACCCACUACUUCAAUUUUCACUACAAAUAGUGGGUUCUCGCCAAGACCCUCAGAACGAAAGACUACAAAAAUCUGUUCCGGGAGGGAAAACAAUCAAUCAAACAAGCCACCCACAAAGGAUCUACCAGAUUCUCAACAGCAUCCAGCUAUUAAAAAAGAAAAGUACACAGUACAUUUGCAAUACUGCAAUAAUAUUCUCAAAGAAAUGUUUGCAAAGAAGCAUGCAGCAUAUGCUUGGCCUUUCUAUGAGCCAGUGAAUGCUGAAGCAUUGGGCCUUCAUGAUUAUCAUAAUAUUAUUAAACACCCCAUGGACCUUAGUGCUGUGAAAAAAAAAAUGAGCAACCAAGAAUACAGAAAUAGCCAGGAGUUUGCCGCAGAUGUGAGGUUAAUGUUUUUGAACUGCUACAAGUAUAAUCCACCAGACCACGAAGUAGUAGCCAUGGGUAGGAAACUUCAGGAUGUUUUUGAGAUGCAUUUUGCAAAAAUAUCUGAACCUAUUAAAGCUGCACAGUUAGCACAAUCUACCACUCAAUUCACUGAAUCAUCAAGUGAAGAUAGUGAUGACACUUUCUCUGCUGAAAGUAGCUCCGACAGCUUAAGAAAAGAGCAGAAGGAUCGUCUUGCUCAGCUUCAGGAUCAAUUGAAAGCAGUACAUGAUCAGCUUAAAGCCUUAGCCCAAGCUCCACUGUCUAAGCUGAAGAAAAAAAACAAAGUCAAAAAGGAAAAGAAGAGGAAAGAUAAGACGAAAUUUAAGAAAAAUUGUGAAAGGAAGAAAAUCAAAUCCAAGCAAUUGCAGAAAAAGAAAUCCAAGAAAGCCUCUGUGGCAAGAAGGGGAUCAAAGAAAAGCGAGCAGCAAGCACCCGUGUGUGAUUCAGAAGAUGGUGCUAAGCCAAUGUCUUAUGAUGAAAAGAGACAAUUGAGUCUUGACAUAAACAAGCUUCCUGGUGACAAAUUGGGACGUGUCGUCCACAUAAUACAGGCAAGAGAGCCCUCCUUAAGAGACUGUAAUCCAGAUGAAAUAGAAAUUGACUUUGAAACUUUAAAACCCUCUACACUAAGAGACCUGGAAAGACAUGUUAUGACUUGUCUAAGAAAAAACCAAAGAAAACCUUUUUCUAAAAAAUCUUCAGGAAAAUCUAAGGAAGAAAUUCAGCUGGAGAAAAGGCAAGAGCUGGAAAAAAGAUUACAGGAUGUGAGUGGACAUCUGAACUCUGGAAAGAAACAAAGCAAAAACUCUCAGAAGAAUAAUCCAGCUCAAGAGAUGGGCCGAUGUUCCCGAUUAAGCGAAAGCAGCAGCAGUUCCUCAGACCCUGGAAGUGACAGCAGCAGUAGUGACUCUAGUUCUUCAGAUAGCAGUGACACUGAAUCAGAAAGAACACCAAAGCAGAAAUGGAGCAAAAGUAACAAUGUUCUUUCUAGUGGGGAAAGAAAGCACAGCCACCUAAAUUACAAGAUGAAAUGUUCUUUGCAUCAGCCAGCAUGGAAUGCCGUUCCUCAAGUGCAGUCAUUGACUGGUAGUAAAGCACCACAGUCACGACAGAUGCAUAAUCAACCUAUUUGUUUCAGUAAUCACCAAAGAAAGAUACAGAAUUCUGAGCCACGACUGUUUGUGCCAGCACGGGUUAUUAUUUCACCUCCAGGACUUCCUGCAGUUGUGUCACCAUUGCAUUCACCACCUUUGUCAAAACAUACAUUCCUGUCAGCGAAUCUUUCUCUUCAAUCCAUCCAUGUUAAAGAACCAAAGUCAGCUCACAAUGUGGAAGAGGAAUGUAAUCAUUUUCCAACUAAACAAACCAAGCCACCUCUUGAAACAUGCAAUGACCCAGUGCCUGUCAUGCUACCACAAAAUGUGGAAGCUGCCCAUCCUGGUGAAAUGAAAGCAAGUGGUGACAGUAAACUAACCCUGGAGGCCAAAUCCUCACUUAUUCCAAAGAAGGAAAUUGAGGUCAAGAAUGCAAAUUCUUGGGCAAGUUUGGGCAAAAUGAUGACCACAGCUCCAUCAAUAAUAAAAUCUUCCAGUGAGAGCUUCAAGUUGUUCAGAAAAGCAGCAAUCGAAAAAGAACAACGGGAAAAAGCUUUAAAAGCUCAGGAAGAAAUGAAAAGGUGCCAUCUUGAGCAAACUGAAAGUGAACAAAAGAAAAUGGCUUCAGAGCAGCAGAGAUGGCGACUACCAUUGAUAUGAAUUUACAGAGUGAUAUUAUGGCAACAUUUGAAGAAAAUCUUUAUUAGAAAUCUUGGAAAUAAUUUGGACUCAGAUCAUGCA